Molecule: messenger RNA, 717 nt
Organism: Lactuca saligna
Lineage: Eukaryota; Viridiplantae; Streptophyta; Magnoliopsida; Asterales; Asteraceae
Source: the annotation of a GenBank genome assembly
AUGUUCAACUUUAGAUAUGUGAACAAGAAGUUUAGCAAUCAAUACAAGGCAACAUUAGGAGUCGAUUUCUUGACAAAAGAAGUGGAAUUUGAGGAUAGGCUCUUCACUAUACAGAUUGUUGUCUUCUUGUGUAUGAUGUCCAACUUGGUGUUUGCCUCAAAUGUUCAACAGUAUGGAUCGUCUUCUGCGGAUCCCUUUACUUCUAAGAGAAAAAGGAUAACUAUUGAAGAUUUAAGGGCGUUGUUGGAUUCCUUUGUCAACAAGUACGCAUAUUUUAUACAUUUCUUGUUUUGCAAAAAUGAGGAAGAAGUUGUUGCUGUGAUUGCUCAUGAACUUGGUCACUGGAAACUGAAUCACACAAUGUACUUCUUCAUUGCUGAUCAGGUUCAUGUAUUGGGUGCUCGUGAUUUUCAGUUGGGCAAGAUUGAAGUUCUCAGGGAUCAUAGAGCUGAUGAUAUCAAAUUCAAUAUUUUUGGUAUUCCCACUUAUUGUGCUAACCAGCGUGAGGUCAUCAAAACUUUACUCCCAUAUCCUAUGAAGAAGGAGCCUUUACUUGUUGAAAAUAUACCAAUCUACAAACAUGGGUCAUUCAUGACUUCUCUUGAUUUGCAGGAUUUUCGUGUUGUUCUUGAUAAAGAGUUGGGAUUGAUAUUGAAGCUAAGAGACAUGAUGAAGGGUUUUAGAGCUUCUUCAGACACCUUAAUGACAAGUUACUGA